AUGGAACUGAAAUAUAUCAUCCCAUUUCAACUCAACAGCAUAGUGUUGCUAAUCUCACUCAUAACACUGUUGCUCAUCUACAAGCUCCUAAACUCCCUCAUCGUUCGCCCUCUGCAAAAUCACAUCGCAGCCCGCAGACUCAACUGCGGGAGCGUACCAAAAGAGCCCUCGAGAUGGCCACUCGGCAUCGACACUGUCCUCCGCGGCCUGCAAGCGGACAAGAACCAGCAGAUGCCCGACUACGUCGCGUCGCGCUUCGCCGCCAUGGGCCGCCACACCUGGCGCAUCAGCGUGCUGGGGACGUCCAACAUCAUCACUGCGGAGCCGCGCAACGUUCAAGCCCUGCUGGCCACGCAGUUUGACGACUUUUGCAUGGGCAACGCCCGCACCACCAACCUCAAGAUCCUACUGGGGCGGAGCAUCUUUGCAGUCGACGGGCCGGCCUGGCAUGGCGCAAGGGAAACCAUGCGUCCGCUCUUUGCAAGGGACAACGUCUCGAAUGUGGAGCUGCUCGAGGGCAAUUUCCAAAAGCUCCUGCGCUGCAUUAAACAAGCUCCAGGAGGGCUGCGUAAAGACCCGGAGGACCGUCUCUGGACCGCAACCACGAGCCUGGCCGCCUUGCUCCCCAGCUUCACGCUCGACUCGGCAUCAGAAGCCUUCCUGGGCAGCGACGCCGGUGCGUUGGACGCCAGGCUCAACGGCACCGCGCAGCCGGAUCUCCUCUGGGCGUUGGAGCAGAUCGCGCCGCUCCUGCGGGUGCGGUUCGCCCUGCGCGGACUGUAUUUUCUCUACGGCAACCGGGAGCUGCGGCGGUGCGCGGACGCGAUGCACGCGUUUGUCGACGCGGCCAUGGAAAAGGCCGACGAAGCGAUGAAGCAAAAUGGCAAACAGCAGCAGCAACAUCAUCAUCAUCUCGGAAGCAAGAGAUUCGAGUUCCUGCAGAAAUUACGCGCGCGGUGCGCAGACCGCGCCGAGGUCAGGGAACAGGUUCUAGGCCUGAUGGCGGCAGGGACGGACACGACGGCGGCGCUGGUGGGGUGGGUCUUCUACUCGCUGAUCCGGCACCCGCGCGUCUUUGCCCGGCUGCGGGAGGUGGUGCUGGAGCACUUUGGUCCGACGGGAGGGCAGGUCACGUUCGAGAGGCUCAAGAGCUGCACGUACCUGCAGCACGUGCUGAGCGAGACGCUGCGGCGGCACUCGGUGGUGCCGCUCAACAGCCGUCGGGCCAGGCGCGACACGACGCUUCCAACGGGCGGGGGUGCCGACGGCACGCAGCCGGUGUUCGUGCCGGCGGGGACCGAGGUCAACUUCAGCACUCAUGUUUUGCACCGGCGCAGGGAUCUGUGGGGGGAGGAUGUGGACGACUUUGUGCCCGAGAGGUGGGCGAAGCACAGGCCUGGGGUUUUCCACUACGUGCCCUUCAACGGCGGGCCUAGAAUCUGCAUAGGGCAGCAGUUUGCGCUCACCGAGGCUGGGUUUGUGGUGGUCAGGAUGUUGCAGGAGUUUGACGCAGUGGAGGGUUUGUAUGUCGACCCGGAGAGGGAUUGGCAUAAUUUCGGAAUUACUUGCUCGCCUGGCAGCCCGGAAGAUAGGCAUGCGGGGGUGGCUUGCCGACUCAGGUUAGCUAACUAG
Pyricularia grisea is the source of this 1632-nucleotide messenger RNA. RefSeq lists its product as uncharacterized. Gene Ontology annotation, molecular function: heme binding; iron ion binding; oxidoreductase activity, acting on paired donors, with incorporation or reduction of molecular oxygen. The coding region runs from base 1 to 1632 and encodes 543 amino acids. The record is from RefSeq and is a predicted model, not a curated record. NCBI's taxonomy places the organism in Eukaryota, Fungi, Ascomycota, Sordariomycetes, Magnaporthales, Pyriculariaceae. The transcript has a single exon.